AUGCCCGACGCCUGCCCCUCCCAUCAUUUUGCGACGCCAAAGACCGGCAAGGUUGUGAAGCUGGGCCCCGCCGGCAACAGCAGCAUCGAGACCUACAUCGCGGCGCCCAGCGGCAAGCCCACGGCGGCUGUCAUCAUCUUCCCCGACGUCUACGGGUGGCAGUGGAACAACACGCGGCUGUGGGCCGACCGCCUGGCCAAGGCGGGCUUCCUGGCUGUGCUGCCCGACUGGUUCCGUGGGGACGUGCUCGGCUCCGACGUCAUGGCAUUUAUCGGCCGCCAGAAGAAGGAUCGCGUGAUUGCUGAUUUCAACACUGUGGUGGCCGCCAUCAAGAAGGCCUACCCCUCGGUCAAGAAGAUCGGCCAGGAGGGCUUCUGCUGGGGCGGCCUCUACACCGCCCUGCUGUCCACCCCCCAGGCCCCCAAGGUCGACGCGGCCGUGGCCUUCCACGCCUCCCUCCUGACCCCCAAACUUAUUGACGCCAUCACCGGGCCCGUCAGCCUGCAGCAGGCCGACCCCCUGCUGGACACCCAGAUCAACUCCACCUUCUACAAGUACAUCGAGGGGGCGUUCAAGGCCAAGCAGGCCAAGGGGGGCCAGCAGGUCAUCACUUACUACAAGGGCAUGCCCCACGGCUUCUCCGUCCGCGGCAACUUCAGCAUCCCCGCGUUCGCCAAGGCCUCCAACACCGCGUUUGACGAGGGCGUGAAGUUCCUCAAGCAGCACCUGCUCUCGCGCUGA
Monoraphidium neglectum is the source of this 741-nucleotide messenger RNA. Its product is annotated as putative Carboxymethylenebutenolidase like protein. NCBI's taxonomy places the organism in Eukaryota, Viridiplantae, Chlorophyta, Chlorophyceae, Sphaeropleales, Selenastraceae. The transcript is spliced from 5 exons. The coding region runs from base 1 to 741 and encodes 246 amino acids. Gene Ontology annotation, molecular function: hydrolase activity. The record is from RefSeq and is a predicted model, not a curated record.